CCUGACAGGUCGGUUGUGAUUUCUGACGCUGGUUUUGGGUCGUCACGCUUGUGUUUUUGAUGCCAUUUCAUCACUUGCCAAUGGCUGCUCACAAAAGGCAUCUAUGAUCAGGAUGUACUAGCCAGUUCGUGUCUGCUGAGGCUCUGACUCAUUGCUAAGCACAGACGUACACUUCACCCUGUCAGUCCAUGGCUGAUCAGCAUGAGUCCAUCGAUCUCAGGUCUCCUCCAGUGGACCCAUCAGCAGCUGCAGGGCACAGCUGGUUCCCUGGACCACCUCCCCCCAUGUAUUCCUGCACCCUGACCCCUGAGCUGGUGGCCAAGGCACGGGAGGAGCUCCAGGAGAAGCCAGAGUGGCGUCUCCGGGAUGUCCAAGCACUGAGAGACAUGAUACUGAAGGAACAGCCCAAUCUCAGGACCAGACUGGACGACACCUUUCUCCUGCGCUUCCUGCGGGCCAGGAAGUUUGACUAUGACCGCGCCCUGCAGCUCCUGCUCAAUUACCACGCAGGCCGUAAGGCUUGGCCAGAGGUGUUCCGGGACCUGAAGCCAUCCACAGUGAAACACGUCCUGGACCUGGGCUUUCUCACGGUCCUGCCACAGCCAGACCCCAACGGAAGAUACAUCCUCUGUCUCCGGCCAGGAAAAUGGAAACCAAAUGAUUAUCCAUUUGUUGACAAUGUGAGGGCCAUUUAUCUGACUCUGGAGAAGCUGAUCCAGCCGGAGGAAACGCAGGUGAACGGUAUUGUCAUCUUAGCCGACUACACCGGAGUGGGCAUGUCACAAGCAUCCAAUCCGGGCCCAUUCCUCGCCAAAAAGGUUGUGAGCAUCCUCCAGGAUGGGUUUCCAAUCCGAAUCAAGGCUGUUAACAUAAUUAACGAGCCCAGGAUUUUCAAAGGCAUCUUUGCUAUAAUUAAGCCUUUUCUGAAGGAGAAGAUGGCAGAGAGGUACAUCCUCCACGGCUCAGACCUGCGCUCCCUGCACCGGAACAUCCCCCGCUCGGUUCUCCCGGAGGAGUACGGCGGCACCGCCGGCCAACUGGACAUGUGCGCCUGGUCGAGGCUGCUGCUGGACUGUGAGGAGGAGUUUAUAGUGGAGUUCUGCCAGCCGGAUCCACUAGAGGGCGUGUUGCUCCCAGACUCCAUGCUGUUUGAAGGGCAGCAGGCCAGCGGGCAGGACGAUGACACCUUCAGGGGGCUGCGCUCUCAGCUUUACUACUGUUACUGAUGCACACUGUAGGUGCAUACACCCCCGUCACUGAGAGGACAUUUUCUGUUUCAUUUGAAACAUGUGUGUAGACUUUUACAGGGCAAGUUGCCAAUAUUACACGAUUUAUUUUACUAACGAAGCAGCACUACUAUAGAUGGAUAGUCUUUUCUAGUUUACACAUAGCCCAGCAUUUAACCAUGGUUCCAAGGCAGCUGCAGGCUCAGGCAAAGAGGUUUUUGACUUGAGCAGAUGCAUGUUUAGUCAUUAUAGGUGUAUUGAAACACAUUUUGCGUGAUGGAACCUUUCCUCCUGUCCAUACUGGCCUUUAAAUGACGCCUUCCUAAAGUGCAUCCAGUGUGGAUGGGGGAUAAAAUCCACUGUCCUCAUUUUGUGUUUAACUGAAGCUGAAAUGAGGCUUCGUCUGUACCAGUCAGACAAAUCAUGUGGGCAUAGGGAAAAACACUGUCCAGGGAAUUUCAUACUACAAACACCAACUUUUGAAGUUUAAAAUACAUUUUUUCCUGGAACACAGACUGUGGAUUUGUCCCCGAUCUCGUCCGGAGGGGAUCUUUAAAUGGCCAGGCUGAACAGGGGGAAUGAUUACAGCAAGCAAAAACUGUUUCAAUGUACAUACGGCCAUGCUAGUACAGUACAGACGGGAAAAUGUGGCCAUUAGUACUCUGUCUGCAUGGUGACAUCGCCCCACCACUCAACUCAAAAAACAGUUUUUGUGUAUGUAAGCACCUGAUACAUUGCCUUAAACUGUAAUCAAUAGAUUUUGCCAUAUAUGAUAAAUCAUGUUGAAUUUGCGUGUACCAAAGCAAUAUUCAAGUGUAUUCUCAUCAGGACUUGCAUAAGAGCGGAUAUACUUCAUUAGAUGGUUUUUGCUGAACAUCUAACUACGCAGCAUUUCAGGCCUUUGUUGAGUUGACGCUUUACUUUCCUCUAGCUUGAAUCUUCUGAGAGGAUUAUUUUUCUAACUUCAGAUAAUCUGCCUUAUGUUUUUUUGUUCAACCUUUUUUGACCUGUUUGCCUGUGUUUCCUCACUCAGUCUUAACACAGGGCCAUUACUGGUCACCGGAGUCACACUGGGAAAAGAUCAUUCAGUCCUCACUGUAUACACAUCUGGUUUGCCAAAUUUUACACCAGGCCAUGUACAAAAAUGUGCAAUAAUGUUGGACCUUUUUUCUCACUGUAGCUGGGAGUUAACUUGAAUUGUUUUCAUUGUCUUUUUUAUUUUUGUUUUAAGCAUGUCUGUGACUAUAAGCUGUGUUGUGUUGCAGGAUAUUUAUCGUCGGUAGUGAAGACAGUAAAGUAAAAUUCAACAG
This is a messenger RNA of Chelmon rostratus (copperband butterflyfish), 2536 nucleotides long. RefSeq names its product tocopherol (alpha) transfer protein-like (gene ttpal). NCBI's taxonomy places the organism in Eukaryota, Metazoa, Chordata, Actinopteri, Chaetodontiformes, Chaetodontidae. Gene Ontology annotation, cellular component: membrane. Gene Ontology annotation, molecular function: phosphatidylinositol bisphosphate binding. The transcript is spliced from 7 exons. The record is from RefSeq and is a predicted model, not a curated record. Bases 189 to 1226 code for a protein of 345 amino acids.